Mytilus trossulus (common blue mussel) is the source of this 2309-nucleotide messenger RNA. Its product is annotated as zinc finger protein 227-like. The transcript is spliced from 2 exons. Bases 194 to 2146 code for a protein of 650 amino acids. Gene Ontology annotation, biological process: regulation of DNA-templated transcription. Lineage: Eukaryota; Metazoa; Mollusca; Bivalvia; Mytilida; Mytilidae. The record is from RefSeq and is a predicted model, not a curated record. Gene Ontology annotation, molecular function: RNA polymerase II cis-regulatory region sequence-specific DNA binding; DNA-binding transcription factor activity, RNA polymerase II-specific.
AUAUUUUACACAUUUUCCGGUUCACUUUUGUAGUUUGCAGAUCGUAGACAAACAAACUAGGUCUGGGAAUAUAAUUACCUGAAGACAAUUCAGCUGUUACUAACUCACCUUAAAGUUGUCAUCUCAAACCAGAUAAAAGACAAGUUUCAAAGAUAUAUGAACAACAGAGGAUAGAAACAUUAAAUAUCUCAUAAUGGAAAUACCUCAAAUUGUCCCGCUUGGACAGGGUGAGUUUAGGAUGUACAUCCGUGGACUUGAAGUGAUACGAGUUGAUCAAGAUAUUGAAAAGAGUUCUAUAAAUUUCUGCCUGGAUCCUUACUCUAAACUACAUAGUUCCACCAGUUCACCAGAAGUCACAGAUACUGAUGAUAAACCCUUCAGAUGUGAAGUUUGUAAUAAAAGCUUUAAUUAUAGAUAUAUUUUAGUGAGACACAUGAAAACUCAUGGAAGAAAAGCAGGUUACAUAUGUGGUAUAUGUAGUAAAACGUUUAUGUCUAGUGAAACAACACAGAAACACAUGAAAACACACGAAAAAAAAACCAGUUCACAUAUAUGUGGUAUUUGUAGUAAAGAGUUUAUGUAUAGUGGUACGUUACAGACACACAUGAAAACACACACCGAUAAACCUUAUAAAUGUGAUGUUUGUGAGAAAGGAUUUAGACUGACUUAUGCACUACAGAGACACAUGAGUACACAUACAGGAGAAUAUCCUCACAAAUGUCAGCAAUGUGGUAAAGGAUUUUUCGAGUUGUCUACACUGCAGAAGCACAUGAGCGUACACGAUAAGGUUUUUAAAUGUGAUAUUUGUAAAAAAGAAUUUGGACGGUAUAAAAACUUACAGUUGCACAUUAGAAGACAUACUGCUAAUUAUCCUUAUAAAUGUGAUGAAUGUGGUAAAGGAUUUAGAUCCCGCUUUAAUUUACAGGGGCACAUGAGUUUACAUACAGGUGAUUACCCUUAUAAAUGUGAAGUUUGUAAUAAAGGAUUUGGAUUCAGUAAUAACUUAAAGAGACAUAUGAUAACACAUACUAAUGAGAAACAAUACAUAUGUAAUAUGUGUAAUAAAGGAUUUAGUCGAAGCCAUGACCUAAAGAAACACAUGGUAACACAUACUGAAGAAAAAUCUUAUAUGUGUAAUGUAUGUGGUAAAGGAUUUCGUAGUUCAUCCAACAUGCAUUGUCACAGGAGACGACACAACACGGAUAAAUACUAUAAAUGUGAAGUUUGUCACAAAGGAUUUAGUUAUCGUUUUAUUUUAAAGCAACAUAUGAAUGUACAUACAGGUAAUUAUCCUCUUAGAUGUGAAAUUUGUAAAAGAGGAUUUAAUUAUCCAUUUUCUUUUAAGAGACAUAUGAGAACACAUACUCGCAGUUACUUGUAUCAUCAUGAAUGUGAUGAAUGCGGUAAAGGAUUUUAUAACUUGUCUACACUGCAGAAACACAUGAGGUCACAUAAAAGUGGUAAAUCUUUUAAAUGUGAUGUUUGUUUUAAAGAAUUUACAAGGAGCAAUUUCUUAAAGAAACAUUUGAGAUCACAUGCUGGUGACAAACAAUAUAAAUGUCAUGUUUGUGAUAAAGGAUUUAAUUACGGCUACUCUUUAAAGAGACAUAUGAGUACACAUACUGGUGAUCACACAUGUAAUCAUAAAUUUGAUGAAUGCAGUAAGGGAUUUGAUGAUAUAAAAUCUCUGCAGAAACACACAAGUAAAAACAAAAGUUAUACUUUUAAAUGUGGUGUUUGUAGUAAAGAAUUUAGACAGAGUAAUUUCUUAAAGAAACAUAUGAGAACACAUUCUGUCGAUGUUCCUCAUAAAUGUAAUGUUUGUAAUAAAGGAUUUGGUUUCCGCUCUACUUUACAGAUACAUAUGAGAUCACAUACUGGCGAUAAACCUUAUAAAUGCGAUAUCUGUGAUAAGGGAUUUGGACUCUGUAGAAACUUGAAGAUACAUAUGAUCACACAUACUAAUGAGAAACCUUUCAUGUGUAAUUUGUGUAAUAAGAGUUUUAGUCGAAGGCAUGACUUAAAGAACCAUAUUAUAACACAUACUGGAGAAAAAUUGUUUAUGUGUGAUGUAUGUGGUAAAAAAUUUAGCAGUUCAUCUAACAUGCAUGUUCACAUGAGAAAACAUGAAACAGAUAAAUCUUAAACAUUUGAUGCCUUUAAAAAAGUUAUAAUUCUACUUUACAGAGAUAUAUACAUGUAAGAGUGAAGUUUUAGUUAUCAAUCUGAUUUACAGAUCUAGAGACGAUAUGAUUUCACAUACUGGUGAUAAAACCUUAUAAUUUGUUUAAUAAAGAAUAUAAACACAA